GUUUUAAAUUCAUAUUCCCAAGUAAUUUGUCAUGUUACAAGAUAUUUUUUGUGAAAAGCUAUAUUGGAAAUUUAUGAUAAAUUCUUCAAAAGUCACACCUUCUGAAAGUGAAACAGUAAAAAUUGGAGUUGACACGCAACAUGUAAAUCUUUUUAUUGGUGUAACUGAUCAAAUCAAAAUAGACGCUGACUUGAUAAAUGAAUCAGUUGAUACUUUUCAUGAAAAAAGCAAUGAAUAUUGCCGAUCAUUUACAGUGCAUGGAUUAUCAAGAGCUCUAACGGGUAAUUUAUUUGAGAAAUUGUUCUGGGGGUUAAUAAUGUUGUUCAGCUUAUGUAUAAUUAUAUAUGGAAUAUCGACUUUGGUUAUUAAGUAUAAAAGAAAUGAUGUAUACAUUCAAUUUUAUGCUACAGAAUAUUCUGAAGCAGACACACCAAUUUUCACUGUAUGUCCAUAUGAGGUUGACAAACGAGGAACGUGUAAUUUAACAAAUAAUUGUCGUAAAAAUGUUACUUUUAGUCAAUUAUUUAUUCCAAAAAACAGUUCUUACAGUUGGCAUAAUGAUAUAAUAAGUAUUGUUGUUGACGAUUAUUCAAAAAGUUCAGUCAAGGCUGGCGUUCAGAUUAGCGAUUACAUAAAAAAAACUUAUCACAAUUGUGUCCGAUUAAGUUUAAAUUUUUUUAAUACAUUGUCAUCUACGUCUAAUGGAAUACGCGUGUACACAAUUUAUCCAGAAAAUUAUUUAGAAAUAUUUGUUCAUGAUUCAGACGAAGAAUAUCCUUUUUUGCAAAGUAAACCAGUUUUUAUAGGAUCUUAUGAAAGUGAUGACAUAAAUAUUGAACUGAAGAAGUAUAAACGAUUAAAACAACCAUUUGCUUCUAACUGCAGUCAGAGUUCAGAUUCGAUGAUCUUUCCGGGAAAAUACUCGAAACUAAAAUGUAUAGAAUCUUUGAAAUGCAUUAAUUCGUUUCAGGCCUGCGGCAACAGUUAUGAUUUUUGUAAAAAUUUUUUACCAAAAAAUAUAUUCGAUAACAACAGUUCAUCGGUAUACGAUAUAAACAAUUUAACUGAAUGUUUGAAACUAGAAUAUGAAAAAAAAUACGAUCAUGAAUGUGCUUUACCUUGUGAUGAAAAUGUUUAUACUGUUAUAUCAUCUUUUACUAGUAAUUGCGAUUGGCUCAAAAAUAAUGCUAGAGAGAUCUGGAUUGAUUAUCCAAUAACUCCUUAUUACCACGUGUUUAUAGAAGCACCAUUGUAUCCUUUUAUUCAAUUUAUAUCUGAAUGUGGGGGGUUGCUUGGUUUUCUUACAGGAAGUUCACUUAUCUCUUUCAUUGAAGUUUUGGUAUUUUUUAGUCUAAUUGUGUUAAAAAAAAUAAUUAACAUAAAAAGCAAAAAAGAAGAAUAACUCUUUUUUAUAUAUUUUGUUGUUUGUUAAUUUAGUUAUAUUUUUUACUUUUUUUUAUAACUGUAAUAGUUUUAAUCUAGAGUGGUGUAACUAAACCAUA
Messenger RNA from Hydra vulgaris (swiftwater hydra), 1502 nucleotides. RefSeq lists its product as uncharacterized. Gene Ontology annotation, biological process: sodium ion transmembrane transport. Gene Ontology annotation, molecular function: ligand-gated sodium channel activity. Gene Ontology annotation, cellular component: plasma membrane. The record is from RefSeq and is a predicted model, not a curated record. NCBI's taxonomy places the organism in Eukaryota, Metazoa, Cnidaria, Hydrozoa, Anthoathecata, Hydridae.